Molecule: messenger RNA, 6728 nt
Organism: Ostrea edulis (European flat oyster)
Lineage: Eukaryota; Metazoa; Mollusca; Bivalvia; Ostreida; Ostreidae
Exons: 7
Coding region: 52-651 (199 amino acids)
Biological process (GO): phospholipid biosynthetic process
Cellular component (GO): membrane
Molecular function (GO): phosphotransferase activity, for other substituted phosphate groups
Source: RefSeq, a predicted model, not a curated record
AAUUCCUAAAAAUAGGACAACAGGGUAUUUUGAAGUAGCAGACAGCAGAAAAUGGGCAACAAUGUUCUAUUUUAUGUACCAAACGUUAUAGGAUAUAUUCGUCUUCUUUUGUUUGGGGCCAGUCUUCCUUUUUACAAUCAACCUGGAUGGUUUUUGGCUCUAUAUGGUACAUCUGUGAGUCUUGAUGGAUUUGAUGGAUAUUUUGCAAGGAAGCUUAAUCAAACAUCCAGGUUUGGAGCGUGGUUUGAUGUUGUUAUUGACUUAAUCAGCAGGGGAGGACUUUGGUGUUUACUUAACAAGUAUGGAUAUUUUAUAAUAUUGGUGGAAUGGCUCACCUUUGUUGCUACUCACACAAGGGGACCAAACUGGAAAGCAACAGAUGAAGAAUUUCCUUAUUUCUGCAAACUUGUAAUGGCAAAUGGUUUCAAAACUCCUUUAGGGUUUAUAGCUAUUUCUGGUGUACAUGUCCUUCCCAUAGCACUGUAUUGUCAGCAGUCAAACUUUCUACAGGACUUUUCUAUAAUGACACCAACUGUGUUCAACUUUGUCAUCCUCUUCCUAGUUAUUGGAAGAAUCAUGGCAUUAAGGGUAGAGGUAUUUUACAUACAGAGCCAUGUAAAAAGUUUGCUGUUGGAUGAAGAAAAUUCUUAGAAAAAGAAGAACAUCCAAACUGAUCUUGGCAUAGGAGGAUAUUUGAUGUUUUUUCUUCUACAAUUUAUAUGUACAGUAUUCAUAGCAAUCAUAUGACAUGGAUAUUCCGAUAUGUACUGAGGUUUCAUCCAUUUUCAUUGAAUCCCAAUUCUUAAUGCUUUUCAUGGUUGUGCAAGCUAGGCCACAAAAUGAAGUCAUCAGCGAAGCUAAAAAAAAUUGCCAUAGAAGAAGUUUUAUUACUAAAGCUCAAAUGAUAUUGCAUUGUAUAGAUUUCAUCCAGGCCUGGAUUUCUGAAAACAAUCUCAAGUUGAAACUCAGACUUAAGUCUGACAUUUUACUCAAAUUUUGACUGUUCAAAUAAAAGAAAACUCAAACUUAAGUUUGAGAUUUUUUUGAGAAACUAUUUCUUACAAUUUGGGACAAUGUUUCUUUUCAUAUGUAGCCUGGUGACUUAUUCCUUGGAUCUAAAAAAUAAACAAAAAAAAAAAAAAACAAAAAAAAAAAAAAACAGAAGACAACAGAGGUUACAUUUCAGAGACUAUUCAUUUAAAGUUUCAUCACUAUCUAUAUCUCACAUAGUUUUUGAAAUGUUUGCAGGAAAACAUGUCUUACAAUAUGUGACCUUGUGACUCUGACCAUUGGCCUCUAACAUAAAAAAUAAUCCCCCAUAAACAAUUUGUGGUUGUUAUCCAUUAGUUAUGGACACUCUUCAUGUAAAGUUUCAUUGCUAAAGUUCAAAUAAUAUUUGAGAUUUCAUUCAAAACCAAGUUGUUACAUACACUUUACAGAUCCAAAAUUAAUCACGUGUUCACUAAUUUAGGGAACAUCACAUUCAGCCAUUUAUCUAUUCAUUUUUAGUAGUACAAAUAUUAUUUUUUACACGGUAAAAUGCAUAGUACCAGUACACGAAAAUUAUGAUGUACAAUCACUAUUAUUGAACAAUUAUGAUUGAACAAACUAAGAAAUUUGAAUAAAUGGUACUUAGCUGUCCAUGACUUCACAUACCAAUGAAAUUUUAUUUUUUGUUAAACCCACCAAAUUUAAUGUUAAAUGAAACCAAAGUACUUGCUUUAUUUAACAAAUUAAUCCAUGUCAUGUUCUAAUAUGGUAAUUGAAUUUUGAUUGAUAAUACAUGUUUUUUUGGUCUUUAGGCUUGCCAAUCAAUGUUAAAAGUGGAGCGAAUUAGGACAUGCCUUAUUCGUCCAAAGAACUGAUCCAAAAUCAAAGUUUUUGGAUCAGCUCUUCUGACGAAUAUAAAGGCAUGUCCUAAUUUGCUCCACUUUUAACAUUGAUUGGCAAGCCUAAAGACCAAAAAACAUGUAGUCUGCGUUGUAAAUACGUUUGUAGAUUAGUGUAGUUGUAGUGUUAGAUGUAUUUAUAUGUAGUUUUUGUUAUUAUUCUCUGUUGAUAUUGGCCACAUUAUGUAAUUCUUUUCGUUUGUCCUGAAGAAGGGACGGGUUGUCCUGAAAAUUUGACAAUCUGGUUGUUCGUGUCGUUGGUCAUUUUAGUGCUUUGUAUAUUUUUUUGUAUUUGACCUUGAUCCAUGUUGUGGAUCCAACUCUUUGAGGUAUCGGGUGUUGUUGGAGCUUUAGUGCUUUUAUAUAUAUAUAUAUAUAUAUAUAUAUAUAUAUAUAUCAAUACAGUGCUCCCUCAAUAUAUUGCCCCCCGUUAUAAUGCCACCCACGUUUAUUGCCUGAAAAUCCUACAGAACAGAUUUCUCCCCAUGUUAACAUCCCUGAUAUAAUGCCAACCCCACAUAAUGCCAUAUGCCACAGAUUUUCACAAACAAAUGAUCAAAUUUCAUAGGGUUUAUCCUCAAUAAUAAUGCCAAUUUACCUAACACCCAUCAGUAAUCACACUUGUACUUUGAGAGCACUGCAGUGAAGUGUGACAAUCUAAACAAGGUAUUCAGGUGGUCAGAUGAAUUACAAUAAUUGCUGAAUUAAACUCAGAUUAUUUAAAUAUUUAUACAGAAUAGAGCCCAAAUUUUACACAAUUUAAUUUCUUUUGACUGCCCAAUGAAUUGUCUGUAAUGGUGAAUAAUAUUGCCACCCCUGCUUUAUUGCCCAAAUUCAAUUAAUUGGUUGAGAACAAAAGCUGGCAAUACAACAGGGGAGCACUGUGUUGCAUUCGAACAAAGAAGAAUGAUAUGCAAAUGAAAACAAAAUUUUGAAGUUAUGAAUUUAAGGAUGACAAUAUAAAGUAUCAGUAACUAUUUUGCCAUUCUUUGACUGCCAAAAGACUUUCAGUAUGACGAUAUUGUGUAGGAGAGUUUUGUUGGAUUUUGUGUGUGUGAAGCUUGGGUAAUUUAAAGUUUCUUUAAUCUUGUAAUGUUUAAAUAUUUAUGUUUUUUAAAGAAACUGUUGCUCAUUCCUUUGUGAUAGAAAUAAUGACUUUAAUGAUUCCAUGCUUUAUGACAAUCCCACCAUAUAUUGUAAUACAUCAAACUUUUUACAUUUCUUACAUGGCAAUGUAGCGAUUGUUUUUGCUCAUCUACAAUUUUCAUUCCUUGGUGAUAAGAAUAAUGACUUUAAUGAUUCCAUGCUUUAUGACAAUCCCACUGAAUAUUGUGAUAUACGAUUUUUGUUUUUUACAUAAUCUUACAUGGCAGUGCAGGAUAAUGAUUUUUUUUUUGGUGUGAAUUAAUUAUUGAUUUUUUUUUUUAGAGUUAGCACCCAUGGUAGCCCUUAUAAAUGAUAUUAUGUAUGUGCAUUAUAUUGAGCUUAUGGUUAUAAUUAUGUAGAGUUUUUAAAAUAUACGGUAAGUCUUGAGGUGAUUUCUUUAGACAACUGAUACUGUGAUUGAUAGUUGUAUUGUAUAUUGUAGAUAUUGAGAUAAGGAUUGAACAUGGGCACUGUUUUAAGACGUUGUAUUUAUAAUGUUUUAUACAAAAUAGCAGGAACAUGAUGAACAACCAUGACCAGGGUAAUUAUACAUUUACCUGUGUAUUUUCUUGUUUGUUAUCUGGGUACGAAUUGUUUAAACUUUAUACAUGAUAGUUAUAUGUAGAUUUGAUGUGAAUUGCAUUUAAUUAAUAUACCAAAUACAAGAUGUAAAUGAUGAAUAUGAUUCCUGUGAGAUGUUUGAGGAAAGUUAUUUAUUUAGAAUAUCCAAGGACAUUCUAAAAAUGAUUCAUGGAGGAGUAUACCAUUAAAAAAUAAUGAAAUUUCAAUGUAAACCAGAAGUAAUUCAUGUAAACGAAAGCAAACACUAUUGGUUUUCAAUGAUUUUGUUGUUGCACACUUCAUACUUGUAAACAAGAGGCCCAGGGGCCUUAUAGGUCACCUGAGUAUCAUGUAACAACCUUCCAAUGUUUGAAUUAGGUUUGUGUUUAAAUAUAAGAAUUUUACUUUUGGAUGGAAGAAACAUUGAAUAGCUAUGUGGUCAUGAAGUACAUGUGUCAUUUUUAUGUUCAAUCAAUAAUCCUUUUUAAAAAACCUAGGUCUGAGACAUCAUAAAGAAAAGGGUUAUUUACUCCUUAGAUAAAACCAAUAUAAGAAGAUUUUCAAAGAAUUUCUACAUUUUCACUAUAUGACCAAUAGAGCCCCACCCUAACACAAGAACCCCUGCCCCAGGGGCCAUGAAUUUCACAAUUUUGGUAGAGGGCUCAACGCUCAUUAUAAUUAUGCCCACAGUUUGGCUUCUUGAUGUCCAGGAGUAAAGAAGAAGAUUUUUUAAAAUUACACUCAUUUUGAUGGUUUUUGCCCCACCCCUCAGACCCCAGGGGGGCAGGGACCACGAAUUUCACAAUUUUUGUUCCCCUCCACCCACAGAUGCUAUAUGCCAAAAUUGGUUGAAAUUGGUUCAGGGGUUUCAGAGAAGAAGCUGAAAAUGUUCAAAUGUUAACGCACGACGAACAACGACGGACAAAAACAGAUAGCAAUAGGUCACCUGAAUGAUUCAGGUGACCUAAAAAAUUAUGACUGACUAGUUUAAUAUUGCACUGAAAUAAUUACAUUGAAUAACUUGUCAGACUAGUUUAUUAUUGUACUAGAGUAAUUACAGUAUUUUGCUCAAUUCAAUUCUUUAUUGUCCUUGGGUUGUACAACUCAAUGGAAUACAUAUAGUGUAUAUAUACAGGAUAUCUUGUGGUUGGAUAUGAUUAUUAUCCAACAAGUUGUGUUUUCUAUCCCAGAGCCUAGGCAAGUUUUUUAAGAGUUCUCUAUAUCUGAAAAACAGCAAUUUGAUCAAUAUAUCAGAAAAAUCAUCUGAAGACCCACAGAGUACGGUAUAUCUAAUAUUGAAGCAUCCUCAUGUAGUGUAGAUUCAAGAUUGUUAAAAGCAGACCUUCAGAGUAAUGGAUAGGCCAAAACAGGAAACCCACCAUAAAAUGGCUGGGGCAUACAGUGUUGCCCUUUCCCAUUUGCUGAUCUUUCUGUCAUUCCAUCAUAAAUGUGGUUGUAUUUGAUGUAUUGUUUGCUGUGCCCAAAGAUACUAGAAUAUAGCUGAUUAUUGCUCUGACUGACCCACGUUCAGCAGAAUUAUGGCCCUUGAGCUUUGAAAAUUUCACAAGAAUUCCGAGUUUUCGAUUUUUUUCCCCUCACUACUUGCAGAUAUUUGGAUGAUUUUUGUUUUGUAGUUGUAUCUGAAGACUUACUUUCAUACCGAUUGUUAGGCCGUUCUUGGCACUCUGAUUUUGACUAUGGAUAACUUUGUUUACUUGAUAAGAUAUAGGGUUCACAGCGGAUGUGACAAGUCGACAGUGGAUGCUUACUCCUCCUAGGCACCUGAUCCCACCUCUGGUGUGUCCAGGGGUCUGUGUUUGUCCAACUAUCUAUUUUGUAUUGCCUGUGGGAUUUAUGAGAUUGAUCACUGCUCGUUAUCUUCACCUUUCAGCAAAGUUCUGGCCCUUUCCAUUACUUGACAAUUUUCCAUACUUAAAUUUCUAAUGUAGUUGUAUAUUGAAGAGUUCCAGAUCAAGAUUAAGUUUUCUUUCAGUUGAAUUGCUUUCAGUAAUUAGUUCAUCAACUUUAACAAAUGGUGACCUGAUUUUUCAAGUGUAAAUGUGAUUAGGUGUGUGUCAAACUUGACUUUUGUUCAUUGGCUAUACACAUUUGUUCAUUGGGUAUACACAUUUGUUCAUUAGCUAUACACAUUUGUUCAUUGGGUAUACACAUUUGUUCAUUGGUUAUACUGGCUAUACACAUUUUUAUUAGUCUAACAGGCAGAACAUUUGUAUUGUAUCAAGUUAAAGUCUGCUGAAAUGGUGUAGAUUGUGAACACGUGUGACGUUUCUGACAUCUCAAAAAUAUAUUUUUCAUCUCCUCAAUAUGAAGAGUUGUAUGAUUUUGGAAAUAGGUUUAAAUUUUAUAUUGUAGUAAUAUUACCAUACUUUGUACAUCGGACUAGGUAGCUCAGUUAGAUCACCAAACUAGUAAUACUAGGGUUUGAUCCCCAAUUGUUCCAAAGAUUUUUUCUCCUUCUUUGCUCUUGUCCAUUUAUAGAACUUGCUGUAAUACAUGAGAGGUGACUUUACAUUUUUACUUGCAACAACCAGGGACUAUUAAAUGGUCUUUAUUUAAAGAUCCCCUGGGCCAGUGUGUUCACUCUAAGGAAUUAACUUUUUAUGGUGCAUAGGGAUGUACAUGCAUAAGAACAUCUACAGUAUGAAAAGAUGCUCAAGAAAAUCUUUAAAGAUUUUCCUCCCAAAAACAACAAGUACAGUUUGUUAAAUUAGUAUAAAACCAUCCUCAUAUUAUGUAGAUUCAAAUUUGUUCAAAGUGUGAUCCCCAUGGUUAAAACAGGGGGUUAAAGUUUUACACUAUUUGUGCUCCCAAAUUUUUGAGUCUUUAUCUCUGUAUAUAAGGAAGUUAACUCGGGUGGGCAUUAUGGCCCAUGGGUCUCUUGUUUUAAAUGAAUUUAAAACUUAUACAUCUUCUUAUUCAUAUACAAUGCAUAACAAAUUAAAGCAUUCCACAAAUUUUAUACUUUUGUGCAAUCAUUAAAUUGAUCAAUGCAAGAUAAAAGUUGGUAAUGACUAGAACAGAUUUCUUUUGCAUGGUUUAUGCAGAAUAUGAGUAAUAUUAAGUUAUUGUGCAGCAUUCAACCAUUACCAAUAAACCUGUUUGAACAAUGUC